GGUUAGGUCGGUUGGCUAUUGGCAGUUAAAAACCUCAGUCUCCCUCCUUAGUUUUCCCGAUACCCAAACUGUACGGAAGUCGUUAGGGCUUUAUGGGAUCUCUCUCUCUCUAUAUCUCUAUCUAUCUCUGACCCUACUCACUACCUAACCGAUUAGGGUUUUAGAUUCUAAUCCCCAUUCUUCAAAAUUGGGGCUUUUUUUUUUUGUUCAAAAAAAAAAUCCCCAAAUUCUGUGUUUUCUUCUCUAAUUCCAUUUCCCGGCGACGAAUUCGAUUGCUUCAUCGGAAAAAGGUAUGACAGGGAUUGAUGCAGAGCUGUGCAUGGAGGAGUUUGUGGCGAAAAUCGAAGUGGAGGAUCAGGAGAAGUUGGAGCUGGAGUAUGGUGUUGAAAUCGAAGCAGAGGCCGUGGUGGAUGCAUGCCGAAUCAUUAAGCAGUACCCUGAUGUUUUUCAGUUUAAUUGUAGAGGAACACUGGAUGAUACCGAGAGGGCUAUUUUGCAAAUGAAGGUAGUAGAGCUUCUAGAAGAGGCUUGUUUGAGAUUGAGGCAUAAGUUUGACUACUCGAGAGAAGGAGAGGAUGAACUAGAGGUGGGGGAGUACAGGUUGCAUCGUGCACUUGUUGAGUUGAAUGAAAUCGAAAAGGAAAGAGAGCCAUCCACCCAAAAAUGGAGGGAUCGUGUGGCCAAGGAACGCGAAGAACUAAACGAUAUGUGGAACAAGUUGGAGAUAAAGUGGUUGGAAUUACAAGCUUCACGGCAGAGAUAUGACAUCAGAGCUCGGGAGGCACUUUUGUUGGAAAGGAUGCGGGAAGGACUGGUUUACUAUUUAAAUGAGGAAAGAUCGAAGGAAAAUUUCUCUGGGUUGUUGCAAUGGCUUGAUGAACAUGUGACUGAGCUUUUAUAUACAACUCGCAAAGAUUUUAAGCAUGAGCUGACCGUUAGCUCGCAUGCUAUUGCACUGGCAGCAAGCUUGUUGAUUGAUGCUCCACCAUCGCAGUUGCUUUCCGAAUCACCAGUACUUCAGAACCAUGAAUUAAUUAGGAGGGUAAUUGGACAAGAACAUGUUCUACUUGCAGUCAGUGCUGCUUUAUCGAGGCAGAGGCCUCCACGACGCCCUAUUGGAUCCUUCAUCUUCAUGUGUGGAUCCGGUUGUGGGAGGACAGAAAUUGCCAAACUUUUGGCCACUCUAGUCUUUGGUAAAAAAGACAUGCUAACCGAGUUUGAUCUAGAAAAGUACACAGGACCAAAUUCUUUAUCACGCCUUCUUGGUGUUCUCUGUAGUAGCCACAUUGAACCAGGCAAGAAGGGAGAGCUAUGUGUUAAGAAGAGGCAUCUAGGUGUCAUUUUGUUUGACAAUGUUGACAAGGCUCCUGCGCCUAUUAUUGAGCUUUUGACCCAGAUUAUAGGCUUUGGUUAUCUAGUAGAUGGUAAUGGGAAUAGUGUUGACUUCACUAAUACAAUGAUCAUCAUGACGACAAAUAUUGGAUGUGAUCAAUUGUGGCCGUGGAAUUGCAAAUGUGCUGAUGAAGUUCAAAAGUUUCCUGUCAAAGAAGGAUUAUUUGAUGAUGCAUGGGAAAGAAAUCAUAAUUUCUGUUACCUAUCGCUUCUGAGGGAGACAAAAAAUCAUUUUGGACCUCAAUUUCUUGAAUACGUAGAUGAUGUGAUUGGAUUUAGGUCUCUUUCCUCUCAACAAUUGAAGGCUGUUGCUAGGCUCCAGCUAAGGGACCUUGCCGUGUACAUGACCCAGAAGGGCCUCAUCAUUUACUCCUCUGAAGCUGCAUUGGAUAUUAUUGUGCGGAGAUCAGCUUGGCCUGGAGAUCGAAUUAAAGGUGGAGAGAAAAUAAGGAUGUGGCUGGAACAGAACUUGGUCCCUGUGCUCUUCGAGAUGAUUUCAAAGAAUGAGAUAUCUGAUUUAUCUAUCAUGUAUAUUGAAGCGUCAGUGGAGUCGGAUCAAUUGUCUUUCAGAAUGGAAAAGACUGGACGUCUAUUAGAAGAACGAGACGUUAAUCAGUUAGCCUCUUUAAAGGAAUUGAGAUUAAUGUACCAGAAAGAGAAAGAAAGAGCAAAGCGAAUCUACAUGCUGAGAAAAUUUCAGAACAAAUUGAUGGCUAGUGCAAAUGCUGGAUUUGAUCAUGUGACGAAUGUUGUUCAAGAUCUGGUCAAUAUAAUUCAGGAUCUCAUUACAAUUCCCGGUAGCAUCGUCAGGUCCUUCCUGGAUAAUCCUAAAAAGGUGGCAAUGGCGGCCUUGAAUGAGGAUGAGGUUAGGCAGAACAAGAGGGCAAAAAAAGGGACCAAGGGAUGAUCAAGGUGAAAUUACAUUACUCUGAUCAAGCAAGCUUAUUCUCAGAUGCAGAAGUUAGGCCUAUGAUCUAUUUAAGCUUAAUGGAGUACAAGUAGCCAAAACUGCUUGUUUUUGGACCAUUAUAGGUUUUACUAGAUCCCAUUGCUCAAAGGGACUUGGCAGAGCCUCAACUGCCGGACUGAGGUGCCAAGUCGAUGUAAAUUAAGGCAUCAGACUAACAGGAAAGAAAGAAGUCGACCUUUUUUUUUCCCCAACUGUAAACAGCAAAGGAUUUAUAUUAUGGAUUUUCACAGUUAUAUAAUGAGGAUGAUAGAUUUUAGCUG
This is a messenger RNA of Rosa rugosa (rugosa rose), 2622 nucleotides long. RefSeq names its product chaperone protein ClpB1-like. Gene Ontology annotation, cellular component: cytoplasm. Gene Ontology annotation, biological process: cellular response to heat. The transcript has 9 exons. The record is from RefSeq and is a predicted model, not a curated record. Bases 293 to 2299 code for a protein of 668 amino acids. NCBI's taxonomy places the organism in Eukaryota, Viridiplantae, Streptophyta, Magnoliopsida, Rosales, Rosaceae. Gene Ontology annotation, molecular function: ATP hydrolysis activity; ATP binding.